Messenger RNA from Aethina tumida (small hive beetle), 5839 nucleotides. Its product is annotated as puratrophin-1-like. The record is from RefSeq and is a predicted model, not a curated record. The transcript has 21 exons. Gene Ontology annotation, molecular function: guanyl-nucleotide exchange factor activity. Lineage: Eukaryota; Metazoa; Arthropoda; Insecta; Coleoptera; Nitidulidae. The coding region runs from base 460 to 5337 and encodes 1625 amino acids.
GACGAGCCACAUCAAAUAAUUAAUGAAUUAAAUUAUUCCCUCUACUUUUGCGUGAAGAACCACGAGGAACACAGCAGCGCAGACAAAACAUUGCGGCCCGUGUCGUUGCGAACACGCUAUGAUGACUAUUUCCCCAUGGCGUUGUCGGUGACUACCGAGCAAUACGAAAAAGCACGUGUGUUCACAGUCGAUUGUUUCGCGCGCGCCUUACUGGAUGCAUUACCAGCAUUUGAUAAGUUUAUUGUUAAUUACGGUGCUGGAAACCAUUUGCAGUAAAAUUCGCUAAACUGCCCUCGGAACGGCCUAUACGAGCUGUGUGCGCCACACGAUGGUUCUUGCAGUAGUUUCGACGUUUGUGCAACGGUGGAUGUGAUUUUGCCCACUUUUGUUGAGACGCACCGAUUCAACCGACUUAUUUGGUGUAUAAAUAAAUACUAAUGUUUUGUGUCUAUAUUGACGAUGGCUUACGUCAUUUGGCGAGUUGUUAUGAAAAAAUAUUCCAGGGUUCGCUUAGGACUAACUGGACGCUCGGUGACGCCAACGGGUCGUCAUGCCCUCGCAUAUGACGAAGAAUCAUGGAAACCCAACUCGGAGGACAAGCCCAAAGAAACCGACCUAACCCGUAACUCAGACAUACGACAAAGCAAAACAAAACGCGUUAAAAACUACUUAAAAAAAUGCAAACACGCACUCGGAAGUCGGUCAAACAGUUCAGAACAGAGCUCCAAUGGAGAACCACCCGAAAGGUCGUCGUGGUAUUUGGACAAACAAUUAGAGGCGAUCAUUAAUGAGGGGGAAGUUAACGAACUUGAAGAUGUGUUCGAGGAUGCACAGAGCAGUAUUGACUUGGACGUCCGCGAUGGUUUGCCUCAAGUGGCGAGUGUGAUUGAAGUUAAAAGCAACCGUGAUAGUAACGAAUCGGAAGAAAUCGACGAUGUGGUAAAAGCUGUUCCUUUAGACGAAGAGACUUUCUCGCCUCCCUUGGUCCCAGUGCAAGAGACGGUUGAUGAAAGUGGCAAAAUUCCCGUUGAUGUGGAGACAGCCGAGGAAGUGAAUGAUUCGGUAGCAAUUAAUGGAAAAAAUGUUAAGAUUAAGAGCGAAGUGGAAAGCUUGGUUGAUAAAUAUUUCGGUAGUUUGUACAAGAAUUAUGAACGUUCCAGAAAAUGUUUAAUCAGACAGGCGAGAGAUUUACUCGUUUGUGAGUAUCACGGCUGUUUAUACAACUUUGAGAAUGACUUCUGCAUACAAGCCUCCAAACUGCUGCAACGUAUAAAGGAUGAUCAAACCGACUCCACAACAUUGUCUACCGGAUGGCCACUAUGUCACGGAAAAUCCGGUGUAGUCGCCCAUCUAGGCCCGUUGGACCCGUCCGUCGUCCGUAACCGCGACUGCUACAUCUGCGUCAGAACCCGCAGCGCACCCGGCCUGGAAGUGACCCUUUUCUGGCGGAACCGGCACGAAAUUCACUGGCGCACCAUCGCCGAAUUUCGCGACCCCGUCCACAACUUAGAUGACAUCAUGUGCUCGAGCCUGAGGUCGCCCUCGGAUCUGGAGUUGAGCUCCUACGACGACUACGACGGCGCGGAGUUGCCGGAGUUGCUCCAGAACCUCCUGGUGUCCGUGGAGCACGCCAUCAAGAGGGUGCCGCUGGACGACUUGGCCUUUCCCUGUCCGCACUGUCACCAGUACUUGCCUCUGGAACGGGCGGACGACGAGGUGUCCAAGUGCGUUUGCCAGUGCUCCUGCAGACUCCCCGACAGUCCGGUGAUGAAGACAACCACUUCCAUACAAACUAGUCCCAUGUUUGAAUUCGCCAAUUCGAUACCCCACAUAGACAGCGACGAGGAGGAGGACAAGGAAUCAAUCAGAUCCGGUUCAUCAAACAAGCGAUUGGAAAUAGCACGACCGAAGAGGAUAACAGAGCUACCGGAUAAGCUUUUAAUGUCCGGCAUCAACUUACCAGGAACGGUUGAUAAUGAAGGAAGACCUGUUAUACUAUGCUAUGCGGAAUGUAUAACAAGAGCCGGACUUAAUAAAUACGAAAUUGCUAAACUACUUUUAUAUUAUUCGACCAUUCCUACGGUAGAAUCAACUGAAAAAGGAUUCAUUAUUUUAUUGCUUGCUGAAAAUGAAGCGGACCAUAAAAUCAUUGAAAUUUUAGAUAAAUCUGUUUCCUUAAUAUCAGCUUCGUUGACUGUGAGAAGAUAUUUGGUGUGGAGACCCGGCAUCAAUAAAGAACACGAAAAACAUCUUCCUAGUAAAACUGAAAUCAUUUUCAUACCAGACGAAAACGCUUUAGAAACGUUCUUGCCAAUUGAACAAGCACCCGCCAGUUGUGGCGGCCCGUGUACACACGACCAACUGGAAUGGGUUGAAUUUUUCAAACAACUGGAACCGUUCAUUGCCGACUGUAAAACGGCUGGCAGAAGUCUAUUGUCGACGCUAUCCCAAUUGCGGAACGAGGAAAUGCCCCAUCAAAUUACUAGAAAAUUUCUCAGUCACCAGUGCAGGCAAAUAUCUAAGGCUCUGGAGUCUGAGAACGUCCAAAUCCUAAAGCGAGAGGGAAAGAAGACUUUAAACAGCAUUACCGAACGCAGCCAGUGGUUAGCGAACAGCAGGGAUGUCAAAAGAGCCGUCAGCUUUGCCUUUGAUUCCCACAACUCCGUGGAGAGGGUCACGAGAAGAUUGGAACAGCUCAAACAGGAACGAAUCGAACGGAUGAAGGAAUUGGCCCGAUUCCGGACUUUGCAAUCGGAAGCUGAUGAGCUUUAUAAUUGGAUCUCCCAGACUGGAGAAGAAACCUUGACUGACCUAAUUUCUCGUCUUCGAUCUACUGUGAACGCAGCUGGUGCAAAGGCCGUCGCUAAUGAUUUUGAAAAGUUCUUCUAUUUUGCUUGGAGGCAACAUGAGAAAUGCGAAGACCUUAUCAAAGAAUUCAAAAGCAUAAAAGUUCCAAAGGGCCAAAAUCUAUCUGAAAACUCCCAGAACUUAGAAACACAAAUGACAUCAUUCAAGGAAAAGCUAGAGGACACCAGAGAACGAAUAGAAGACACAUCCAGAUGUUUCCUGUUGUUGGAAUCGUGUCACGACAUUUUGGAAGACGAUAACAAAGAACAGGAGGAAUUUAUUAAAAUUGCUAUGAAGUCGAAAAAUGAAAAAUUACUGCAAAUUUGCAAGUCGGUUCAAAAGAACGAGGAGGCUGACCCCAACCAACCCCCCGACAAAUGCAGCAAAGCACCACCCUAUUCAAAAGAUGAACUAAGUGCGACCAGCACCCCGAUAAAAUCGCAAAACACCUCGAUCAGAAGGCGGUCAGUGAGUUCGGUUGCUUUCAUCUACCACUGCAACCAUCACGCAGCCGGAGAAGUGUGUAAUUGUUACGAAUCCGACGCAGAAAACUCCGUGUCGUACCAUCUCAAGAAGAAAUAUAUUGCGUUGCAGAACUGUGGUUGUGAUGUGAAUAGUGGUAAAGACACUUUAGAAAGAAAGAAUAGCGGAGCUUUGGAUGGCAUAAAAGAAGAACGCGAGAGUAUCGAAAAUUUGUUUGAGAAAAUUGAAACGGAUCAUAACGAUUGUAGACGCUGUGAUAGCGGGUUGUCCACAGCAGACAAUUCGGUGGGUGAGGAGAGUGUUUAUAAUAAGAAAAAAUUGCAGAGGACUUGCUCGUGUCAGCAUUAUAGGGAGAGCUGUACGUUGUGCAGUACAGGUAGCUCCAGUGUUGGUUCAAAUCAAGAUCAAAUGGACAAUCAACAAGAUAGUAUUAUUGAGGAGGGAAGUGACGGCUUUAUUAAAAGCAACAGUAGUGACGACAUCGAAGACGACAACUAUUCCGAAGAAAGAAGAAAAGUGCCUCCUAUAUCAGCCAAUAGUCAUUUACAUUGUCACAACUCUACUUUCGAUUUGCCUUCAGAUGCCUUAUAUAACAAUAUGGAUCCAAAGACUCAAAAAACACUUAAAUUUAUUAUAAAAGAGAUGAUAGAAACUGAACGAGAUUAUGUUAAAUCCUUAGACUAUAUCAUUGUAAAUUAUAUACCCGAAUUACAACGAGAAGAUAUUCCCCAAGCGCUUAGAGGCCAGAGAAAUACAGUUUUCGGCAACGUAGAGAAAAUCUACGAAUUCCACAGUCAGUACUUUUUACAUGAACUUGAACAGUGCGAAAAUAAUCCUCUAUUGGUUGGUGAUAUAUUUUUAAGACACAAGAAACGGUUUUAUUUGUAUGCCUUAUACAAUAAAAAUAAACCGAAGUCUGAUUCUUUAAUGUCAGAGUACGGAUCUUUAUUUUUUAAGAGUAAACAAAUAGAAUUGGGUGACAAAAUGGAUCUGGCGAGUUAUUUGCUCAAACCUGUUCAGAGAAUGGGGAAGUACGCCUUACUGUUGCAACAAAUGAUGAAAGCUUGUCCUGAUUCUUCGGUCAGUUACGGAGAACGAAGCAUCCUUGGACUGGACGAUUUAAAAUCAGCGGAGGAAAUGGUUCGGUUUCAACUAAGGCAUGGCAACGAUUUAUUAGCUAUGGAUUCCAUUAGGGAGUGUGAUGUAAAUCUCAAAGAACAAGGUCGAUUGUUAAGGCAAAAUGAAUUUUUGGUAUGGGAAGGAAGAAGUGGAAAGAAAUCUCUUAGACAAGUAUUUUUAUUUGAGGAUUUAAUACUAUUCAGUAAGGCUAGAAGGUUCCCGGAUAGAAAGAAUCUAGAUUUAUAUAUUUACAAGAAUAGUAUUAAAAUGACAGACAUAGGAUUAACAGCUAAAAUAGGUGAUAGUCCAACUAAAUUCGAAAUAUGGUUUAGAAAACGAAAGCCCAAUGAUACUUACACUCUCCAAUCUAUGUCAGAAGAUAUAAAAAAGUUAUGGACUGAAGAAUUAUCUCAACUCCUAUGGACACAAGCUAUUAAAAAUAGAGCUAUUAGAAUGGCAGAAAUGUCAUCAAUGGGAAUUGGUAAUAAGCCUUGCUUAGAUAUUAAACCUAGCGAGGACCAAAUUAGCGAUAGGUCAAUAAGCUUCGCCCAACUUAACAAAACAUGUACUCAUUUUCCAGCGGCACCAAAAUUUAGAAACACAAUUGCAGGACCUGUUGUGGACCUAUGUCGCAAUACCAGCAAACGACCUCACUCCGUAAUUUCAAUGUCGAGCGUUUCUUCAGGCAGCACAAGUUCGGCAGGUUCAGCUGGGACUCCGACCGGUCCAUUAAAUUCAAGCCUCAGCUUUGAGUCCGGUUGCGAGAGCCCCAAAGCCUAUCAUAGAUCUGCCACAUUAAAUAGCCAAUGUUCAAUGGAAAGUGGAAUUAUUGCUGAUAUGUCAGUAGGUUCAGAUGAGUGUUCAGAGCAAGCACAAACUGGCCUUUAGAAAAUCAAAUUAUUAUUUUUAUUAGAUUUUGACUGUUUUAAGUCAAUACACACCAUGUGCCAGAUAUCUACCAAUUAGUUUAAGUUAUAUAUUUUAUUAUAUUUUUAAAAAUAAGUUUCGUAUUUAAAGAAAACAAAGCUAGAAUAUUACAGAGUUUGUAGAUAUAUUAUUGACUACUCAUAAUUUAUUUUGUUUUACUAUGUUUCAUUAUUUAAAAUUGUUAGUUUUUUUCGCUUUAACAAUAAUAAAACGAUGUUUUAGUCAAUUUUUGUACCUUGAAAUUAUUUUAUAAUUUGUACUUAAAUUCAUAUUAACACCGAUUUGUUCAUGAAAUAGACGUCAGGGAAUUAAAUACACUCAUAUAUUUGUAAAAUGUCUGUACCUUUAAUAACCAGCAUCAAACACUAAUACUUUAUUGUCUAUCAGUAUAAUAAAAUUGUAAACGCAUUAAUGAUUUUAAUAAUUCACUAUAGUCAUAUACAAAUAUACAAAAACUCUUAUA